UUUAAGUGUGUUUUUGCCGCAGCAUGACAUACAGUACCUAGUGGCAUUAGCUGUGUGUAGAAGAUUAGGCAGCACACAGAGCUUACUUGUUACUUACCGCUCUCUGCUUCUUCCCUUGCAGUCAGUGAACUCCGCUCUACUGGGACAGCUUCUAAUGACUUUAUGUCUGUUGAGUUUGCAAUGAAUGAAAAUGUAUAGAAUGUUGCUGCACGACUUAGACUCAGUUCCCAGAUCCAUCUGCAGUUUUUCCACAGAAACUGAUUGCAUCUGAAGAUGGGCACGAUGAGGUUAUAUCCACUGCUGUUGCUGUUGUUUGGGUCCUUCCAAAGAGCCAUUUCUCAGUUUCCUGGAUGGAUUGGUGAGGUGGAAGGUAGUGGUGAGACAGAAUGGAUUUCCCAACCAGAUUUCAUAGAAGACAUAUAUUGGUCCGGGUCAGCGCCCCUUUGUUUAGGAGGUUGUAAGGCACGACACCAGGAGCUGAGGAGAGAUCGCUGUGGAGACUCAAGCUGCUGCUGGCUCGGCUACAAGUCCCUGUGCAGAGUGAACUGUGGGAGGCCCGAUGUGGACUAUAAUGGACAAGUGUAUGGUAAUGACUGGUGGGUGGGCUCUGUGGUGAGGUACUCCUGUCACCCUGGCUUCAUGCUGGUGGGAAACCCUACCAGAUCUUGCCAGCCUAAUGGCCUCUGGACCCAGAAACCUACCUGUCUCAGAAUGUGUGCGCGGGGACGCGUUGAAAUCAGUGAGAGUGAACUGAAUGGGACUUGCAACUCCACCUGCGCAUACAAGAGCUACUUUGGCCCACCCAAACAAGGCUGCACUCAGAUAGACAACUGUUAUAAGAAGGAGACUGGCUGGAAGCGGUUCUUUGCACUGUGUGUCCCUUGCAUUUGUGACUGCGCUUUAUCAUGUGGUGAGAAGCUUCCCCGCCACACUGUCGCGCACAAUUGAUGAACUGAUGUAAAGUGAGCAUGUUGCAAUGUGUCAGUGAAAUUACCUUGACUGUGGUAAAGUAUUGCUUUAAACAUUAAUUUGCUCUCUUUCUUUAAAGAAGUCCAUGCAAAGAACACUUUUGACUUUUUAUUCUUACAUUUACAGGCUAAAACAUGGAGAAACAGUUAGACAUCAGAUUAGUAAGAUAUAUACACAGCUUGUACACCGCAAAGCCACGCUAUGUUCUUGCUGCUUCAUCCAAUUGUGUAGACAAAUCACUCUGCCUCGUUGCUCCUCCUCUUAGUCCAUCUGUCUUGGAGGAAGAUGAAACCUUAAUCUGCAGUCAUUUCCUUAAACAGACUUUAAGUUGGCAUAAGCUGUUGCCACUUAUAACAGUUGUAUGCAUCUCACUUCCCGGUGUUAUUCAACCUUUCUGCACUCAAACAAUUUUGAUUGGCAGAACACUUCCAGGCAUAUGACAUUUCUUUGUAUAUUGUCUGUGUAGUCUUCAAAUUAUUUGUUGUAUUCAUUACUAAUACCCCAUAUAUAUUUAAAGUUAAAAUACAUUCACAAAAUGUAAACAAAUGUUGCAUAUAUUUUUCAAAUAGUGCCAUCAUGUGAUUAGUUUUCAUUUGUUUGAUAUUUUGUAAGCCGGUUGCGUUGGAGUUUGUAAAAUUUGAUGCAAAUAAUCCGAUAAAUGACAUUGCUCCUGACUGCCA
Molecule: messenger RNA, 1649 nt
Organism: Sander lucioperca (pikeperch)
Lineage: Eukaryota; Metazoa; Chordata; Actinopteri; Perciformes; Percidae
Product: sushi, von Willebrand factor type A, EGF and pentraxin domain-containing protein 1
Exons: 4
Coding region: 274-948 (224 amino acids)
Source: RefSeq, a predicted model, not a curated record